Molecule: messenger RNA, 125 nt
Organism: Paraglomus occultum
Lineage: Eukaryota; Fungi; Glomeromycota; Glomeromycetes; Paraglomerales; Paraglomeraceae
Source: the annotation of a GenBank genome assembly
GAGUGGCAGAUGAAAUAGUUAGACCGAAGCCUAAAGCUCUUAGCGAAAAGCAUGUCGAACAAGAGGAAUUAUUGCGUCAGACCACCAUAGAGAAGUUGGGAGAGAGACACAACGCUGAAUUAUAA